UGUACUGUCUGCAGUCUCUGGUCAUCCCCUGUACUGUCUGCAGUCUCUGGUCAUCCCCUGUACUGUCUGCAGUCUCUGGUCAUCCCCUGUACUGCCUGCAGUCUCUGGGUCAUCCCCUGUACUGUUUGCAGUCUCUGGUCAUCUCCUGUACUGUGCAGUUUGCAGUCUCUGGUCAUCUCAUGUACUGUGUCCACAGUCUCUGGUCAUCCUCUGUACUGUGUCUGCAGUCUCUGGUCAUCUCCUGUAGUAUGUCCGCAGUCUCUGGUCAUCUCCUGUAAUGUCUGCAGACUCUGGUCAUCUCCUGUACUAUGUCCGCAGUCUCUGGUCAUCUCCUAUACUUAUGUCCGCAGUCUCCGGUCAUCUCCUGUACUGUCUGCAGUCUCUGGUCAUCCCCUGUACUGUGUCCACAGUCUCUUGUCAUCUCCUGUACUGUAUGCGCAGUCUCUGGCUAUCUCC
This is a messenger RNA of Staurois parvus, 456 nucleotides long. Lineage: Eukaryota; Metazoa; Chordata; Amphibia; Anura; Ranidae. The record is from the annotation of a GenBank genome assembly.